GCUUCAAAUGCGCCGGCGCAAACAUGAGCACCGAGAUGCUCCACCUUGAUAUGGCCAUGGACCUGGACUCCGGCAGACAGAUCGAUCCCGAUGUUCAAGCCACCCUCAGCGACUUCCUCACGUAUAGCGAGCACCUUCCCUCGACGGUGACGCGCAGUCUGUUCCUCAUACAGAGCCUGAACCGCAAGGCCGAUGACCUUCAGCUCGAGAUUCACAAUCUUCUGUCCAAAUACAGUAGCCUUCCGCAAGCCACGGUGAAUGCGACAGACGCGCCUGAUCCCGUCCAGUUGCGGAGGGACAUCAGCCAUGCUUACGACUCUCUGGAGAAAUGCAAGCGCAUGUCGGCUGCUGAAGCCAGCCGUCUCGAAGAGACCAUCGUCAAAGAUUCGACAAAGCUGCAGCUUGUUCAGCGCAAACUGAAAGCUUUGCCUCUCCCACCCGAACGCGAUGCGACACCCGAACCUGGUCUGACCUCUCCCCAACUGAGAAGAAACGCCCAAGCCCAACAACAAGCUGAGAAGCGUACUGCUCAGCAUCGCACUGGUACUGCGCCACGCGUUAGACCUCAGAAAAUAGUCGUCCCUNNGGCGAGGUUCUGCCACCUCCAAACCCAGACUCUCCUCCGCCAUCCGACUUCUCACCCUCUCCUUCUCCUCCGCCUCGCUCUCCCAGCCAUGAUAAAUCUCGCGAUCACAAGAAAGCUGCUGGAAGGCUUCCCAAGACACCAAAGCUUCCCAAGUCUGCCACAGAGUCCAAAGAGGCUACACAGAAANCCACCUCGUGUGCGCUUGCCUGGUUCCUCUGGCACAAAUGCACACUCGGCUGUUGCUGGCAUCAGCACUUCGAAUGCACUGAUGGCUCUGACCGCUCCACCUGCCGAUGCAGCUCCUGGUAGCAAGUGGCUGCCAUGGAAGAGGCUCACCGAGUACGAGAUGGCCACGCUGCGCAAGAGGAUGAAGAAGAAUGCAAUUUGGCUUCCAUCACCUGCUAUGAGAAACCGCGAGCUUAAAAACCUUGGUAGAGGUAUAACUGCUAUGGAAGAAGCAAAAGCUGCUGCUGAAGCCUCUGGUCAAGAGUUUGUCGACGAAUUCGACCCUCUUACGUGGACAGAUCCUACCUGCAUCCACAUCACCGACGCACAACAGGCCGAGACUGCCAAAAUGCUUGGCCCAGAGUUGCCAGACGACAACCAGGAUGCCGCACUCAUCAACCGUGGCAUGCGUCUNCAACGAGGCCAAAAAGCUCAAACGCGAAAAGCUCAAGGCCGAGGAGGCUAUAAGAUUGCAAGAGGAGGCUGGCUUGCAACCUCNCUCCUGAGCAGAACAAGGAGAAAAAAUCUCCUCAAAAGGCACAGCCAAAGUCAAAGUCGCAGGCGCAAGUGCAAUCACAACCGCAAACAGAGCCAGCUAAGCCAGCAGAGCCCGCUGAGCCGCCUAAAGUUCAGUCGGAGACAGCCAUGGAACAACAAGAGGUGGUUCAAGCACCUGUUGUCGAGAACUCAGUGCCUCCUACCGAACCAAAAGACAAGCCUGAGCCAAAACAGAAGAAACAGUCCAAACAAAAGUCUGCUNCCUGCGCCAGAGCCCGUUCAGCCUAAUGAUGUGCCUGUUGCUCCAGCACCCGCACAACCUGAACCUGUUGCGGAAGCGUUGACUACACCAGAACCUGCUCAAACUGCUGAGCCCGAGACAAUCGCAGAACCGGUUACGACCAGAAAGCGUAAACGGGAUGCAGCCACUCCUGCCGCAGCACCAUCUCCACCUGAGCCUGUCGCAGAAUCCCCUGACCGCACCACAGCCAAAAAGAUAAAACUGAGCGUUGCUCCUCCACCACCAUCAUCAGACACGCCUACCAUUACUAUUUCUACGCGUGCUGUCGCUGCUAGAACACAACGCAGUCAGCGCAAUUCUGCGCAACCCGAGCCCGAGGUCGGACCAAGUGAACCAGCCGCUCAGACUCCAGCUGCGAAUACAAGGGCAAUGAGACCGACGACGAUCACUCUCAAACAUUCAGCUACCAAGGCUGCGUCGGCAGAGCCAGCCAAUACACGACAAAGCUUACGCCGUGGCUCCAAUGCGUCGCUGCCCGGUUCUGGAAACAACAAACUCCGCUCUCCUGCUCCUGGUAACGUCGCUGGUUCGGCAGAAACCAGUACUGGAAGACGACCUACUCGCAGAAAGCCGCCUCAGGGUGUUCUCCAAGCUGAAGAGAACGGUACAAAGGUCAUAGUAGGCAAACCCAAGGGUGCUUCAAAGAAAAAGAAGAAAGAGGCCAAGGAAGAGACUGCCACACCUGCCGUCGAAGAUGAGUUGAUCGAUCCUGAUGAGCCACGCUAUUGUAUCUGUGGAGACGUCAGUCACGGCACCAUGAUUGCUUGUGACAAUGAUAGCUGUGAACUUGAGUGGUUCCACCUCGAAUGUGUCGGCCUCACAGAACUUCCCGGAAGGAGGGCCAGANNGUGGUAUUGUCCAAUCUGCCGCGAGAAGCUCAAGAUCGGACUGGACAAGAAUGGAAUUGCCGGA
Aureobasidium musti is the source of this 2522-nucleotide messenger RNA. NCBI's taxonomy places the organism in Eukaryota, Fungi, Ascomycota, Dothideomycetes, Dothideales, Saccotheciaceae. The record is from the annotation of a GenBank genome assembly.